CCCGAUCACGUAGAGAACUGAGAUGUGACGGGAAAUGAUGAUCGAUCGGUCUCGGUGUGCAUCCAGGAUCAUCUGGCAUCAUGGCAGCGCUCCAGGACGAACCAGCCCGCACAGAGGAUAUCAUCAAGGAGCAGCAAGAUGAAAAUGGAGUGCCAGGAGAUCUUGGGCCGGAGGAAUCACCUCGCCUCUCGAAAAACGCGAUGAAAAAGGCUGCACGUCGGGAACGGGCCGAGGCGGUGAAAAUGGAACGACGUGCGCGCGAAAAGGCCAGCCGCAAGGAAAAGAAACUCGCUAUUGCUGCGAAACGUGCUGCGGGAGAACUAGACGAGGAAGAUAUGCCCAAACCAAAGAAGCCGAGGAUCGUCGGGCCACCGUUUGGAGGGAGAGUUGUUGUGGAUCUUGGGUUCGACGAGAAGAUGACUGAGAAGGAAGUCCAGUCCCUUUGUUCGCAACUGGCUUACACCUAUAGCGCCAACCGUCAGGCUGGCAACCCCUUCAAGCUUCUGUUCACCGCUAUCAACGGUAAAACCAAGGUGCGGAUGGACAGCUUGAGUGAUGGUGCAUAUCAACGAUGGAGUCACACGGAAUCGUGGGAGGAGGGAUACGAGCGUUUAUGGGCGGAGGAUCCAGCCGUGAAGGACACUGUGGUGUAUCUGACCGCGGACUCUGAUGUCGAGUUGACCGAGCUCAAGCCGGACGAGACUUAUGUCAUAGGUGGAAUUUGCGACCAUAAUCGAUUGAAGGUCCGUGCAGUCCGUCUCGGUUGCGCUCAAGCUGUGCUCACGCGAAAGGAAAAGAAUGAAUGCUACAAUAAAGCUACCGCUUCCGGAAUCCGACAUGCCCGACUCCCCAUCGGCACAUACCUGUCUGAGCUACGCACUCGUAAAGUGCUCACUGUUAACCAGUGCUUCGAGAUUCUCGUCCAAUGGGUGGAGACAAGGGACUGGGAAUCUGCAUUCUAUGCCGUCAUUCCAAAGCGCAAGUUCGAGGAACAUUUCAAAAACAGUCAGAAAGAUCAGGACCCUGCGCGAGAGGAACCAGCCGACGAGGACGAGGUACACGACGAGGGCAAGCUUGUUCUGAGCAUCGAACAACUGGAGGAACCAGAAGUAGAAACAUAA
Mycena citricolor is the source of this 1121-nucleotide messenger RNA. The record is from the annotation of a GenBank genome assembly. Lineage: Eukaryota; Fungi; Basidiomycota; Agaricomycetes; Agaricales; Mycenaceae.